AGUUAUCCAACUGGGCAAAGUUCAGCCCGUUUUAUUUAGUAUCGUUUUGAGUUCCCGUUUAGUUGUCGUGGGUAGCGUUUGGGUGUAAAGUGCGGCAGGGUUUGGAAAAAUUAAUUAAAAUGUCCUCAUUCAGAAUUUUCGGGGCACUCUCCAAAAUUUCAAGGGGAAAUGUUAACGUCAGUAAGUCAGUGCAAAUCCGGAAUAUGGCCACAAUGGAGAAGAAGCACACAAAACUUAAGGUGGUGGACAACAUUGGGGUGAUUACUUUAGAUUCGCCGGGAGUCAAGGUCAACUCACUGAAUCAUGAAGUCAUGGAGGAAUUUCGCACGACGUUGCGAGAAAUCGAAGCUAAUCCAUCCAUCUCCGCCGCCGUACUUAUUUCCGGCAAACCUGGAAACUUCAUUGCCGGCGCCGACAUCAGCAUGUUGGAGAAGCUGAAGACCCGCGAAGAAGUCACCGAAGUAUCGAGGAGCGGUCAAGAAAUCUUGGCCGAGAUCGAGAACAGUAAAAAACCGAUCAUUGCAGCCAUUCAGGGACAAUGUCUGGGUGGUGGUUUGGAAGUCGCAUUGGCCUGCCACUACAGAAUCGCCGUUAAAGACAAGAAGACGGGUUUGGGCUUGCCCGAAGUUAUGUUGGGACUUUUGCCAGGUGGUGGUGGCACUCAAAGAUUGCCUAAACUCACCUCCAUCCCCAACGCAUUGGACAUGGCUUUGACCGGAAAAACGUUGAAGGCUGACAAAGCGAAGAAAUUUGGAAUCGUUGACUUGGUAGUCGACCCUCUGGGCCCAGGAAGAGACGAAGCUAGCGCAGUCACAUCAAAAUACCUCGAAACUGUUGCGGUUAACACCGCCAAAGAUUUGGCAGCUGGUAAAUUAAAAGUAGACAGAUCCAAGAAGAGCUUACAGGACAAGAUUUUGGCCUACGCCCUUCAAUACAACUGGGUAAAGGAUCAGAUAUUCGGCAAGGCUAAGGCCCAGGUCAUGAAAAUGUCCGGUGGAUUGUACCCAGCUCCUUUGAAAAUCCUCGACGUGAUCCGCACUGGUAUAGACAGAGGCAGCGCUGCUGGCUAUGAAGCUGAAGCCCAAGGCUUUGGAGAGCUCGCCGUUACACCCGAAUCUAAAGGUUUGAUGAGUUUGUUCAGAGGUCAAACUGAGUGCAAGAAAAACCGUUUUGGCAAGCCACAAAAGGAAGUCAAGACUAUCGCCGUGCUUGGUGCUGGUUUGAUGGGUUCUGGUAUUGCUCAAGUAUCCAUUGAUAAAGGCUACCAUGUACUACUUAAGGACACGAACCAAAACGGCCUUGCCAGAGGAGUCAACCAAAUCACCACCGGUCUUAACAACGCUGUUAAAAGGAAAAGGAUCAUUGGCUUAGAAAAGGAAAGAUUUUUGUCAAAUUUGGACCCCACUUUGGACUACAAGAACUUCAAGAACGCAGACAUUGUCAUUGAAGCAGUAUUCGAAGACAUCAACAUCAAACACAAAGUUGUGAAGGAAGUAGAGGCGAUUACCAGACCUGACUGCAUUUUUGCCACCAAUACUAGUGCCAUUCCAAUUUCCAAAAUCGCACAAGCUUCCACUAGACCCGACAAAUUCAUCGGUAUGCACUACUUCUCUCCAGUCGACAAGAUGCAACUCCUCGAAAUCAUUACCACCGACAAGACCAGCAAGGAAACCACCGCAGCUGCCGUCGAUGUAGGUCUGAAGCAGGGAAAGGUUGUCAUCACUGUUGGUGAUGGACCUGGUUUCUACACAACUCGUAUUUUGUCCGCCAUGAUGGCUGAAUCAGUCCGUCUGUUGCAAGAAGGAGUCGAACCCAAAGACUUGGAUAAACUGACCAAAAAGUUCGGUUUCCCAGUUGGUGCAGCUACUUUAGCUGAUGAAGUUGGUUUGGAUGUAGCUUCUCACAUUGGACCAGACCUAGCUAAGGCAUUUGGAGAGAGAUUUGGAGGCGGCGACUUGGGAGUGAUGAGGGACAUUGUCCAGGCAGGCUUCCUCGGCCGCAAGUCCGGCAAAGGCAUUUACAUUUACGAAAAGGGCUCCAAAAACAGGGACGUCAACCACGACGCACUCGCCAUUGUGAAGAAAUACUCCCUCGAACCCAAAGGUUCUUUCGAAGACGAAGAUAAAACUCUUAGGAUGGUUGCCAGAUUCGUAAACGAAGCCGUCCUCUGUUUGGAGGAGAAAAUCCUAGCCAACCCCAUGGAGGGAGACAUCGGUGCCGUGUUCGGACUUGGAUUCCCUCCAUUCUCCGGUGGUCCAUUCCGCUGGGUCGACCACUACGGUGCCGCCAAGUUGGUCACCAAAAUGGAGGCCUUCCAGAAUUCGUACGGACUUCCCUUCAAACCAGCCCAGACUUUGAUCGACAUGGCCAAAGAUCCCAGCAAAAAAUUCUAUCCUAAAUAAUUUAUUACUCAUGUUAUUUAAUUGCGUGCCUUCAUGCCUUUUAUUUUUAUAUAUUUCAUAGUUUUUACUGUUCUACUUUUAUAUACUGUUCUAUUGUAUACUUAUAAGACUACAAUUUUAUGUAAAUAAAUACUUUUAUUGGUUUA
Molecule: messenger RNA, 2548 nt
Organism: Aethina tumida (small hive beetle)
Lineage: Eukaryota; Metazoa; Arthropoda; Insecta; Coleoptera; Nitidulidae
Gene: Mtpalpha
Product: trifunctional enzyme subunit alpha, mitochondrial
Exons: 7
Coding region: 120-2402 (760 amino acids)
Biological process (GO): fatty acid beta-oxidation
Cellular component (GO): mitochondrial fatty acid beta-oxidation multienzyme complex; mitochondrion
Molecular function (GO): long-chain (3S)-3-hydroxyacyl-CoA dehydrogenase (NAD+) activity; NAD+ binding; enoyl-CoA hydratase activity
Source: RefSeq, a predicted model, not a curated record